Messenger RNA from Caenorhabditis auriculariae, 3651 nucleotides. NCBI's taxonomy places the organism in Eukaryota, Metazoa, Nematoda, Chromadorea, Rhabditida, Rhabditidae. The record is from the annotation of a GenBank genome assembly.
AUGACGGUCAGUAGCUAUUCCGCGAAGAAGGUUUGCGAAUUGAAAAACUGAAACGAUUGGCUUCAUGCAGACUUUGUGCGCCUGGUUUUCUGACGCAUCCAACUGCUGCACCAACAUCAUACAGCCUGUGCGCUUGAUAAAAUUGAACGCUAGUGACGAUUUCGAAGAAGUGGUUGCAAGGAGCACCAUGCUCAAUGAAAAUGAAGUAAAUCGAUCAUAAGGAUAGUUUCAAAAAUACCGUUAUCAUGUGCAGAUCCUGGUGAUCCAAUCGGAUCACGAACUGCGCGAAGGUUCGAACCUUAUCAAAAUGGGUACCCAGUCUGAACUACGAACAUGGUUCCACGACGCUUGCACCGUAGUUCACAAGGUAGUUGUAUGAAAUAGUUUUUUAAAGCUUUUUUUAAAGAUCGACGACAGAAAAGGAGUUCUCCACUCUUUUUUUGUCGAACCAUCUUUCAACACGACGGAAUCGGACGGCUUCACGAUCACUUUCCGGAGAAAAUAUGACGGAGAUUUGGUUGCUUUCAGGCCGAUUUCUUGUGAAAAUGGGAACGACGUAAUUUUGAUGCUUUUCAAUUUUAUAAAGCAGAAAAUCAAAAUUCAGACACUACACUUGUUCAGUCCAACAAAACCUAACCCGCAGUUCAUGACUCCGGACUGGAGUGAUUUGUUCGAAUUCAUUUCGAGACGUCGUCCAGAAAAACUGAACCAAAUAAAACAGUUUGUUCGUGCGGCUUAUUGGUCGUUUAAAAAACUGCCGUUCAAAAGACUGGCUUUGAACUUUUUUGGUGGGUAUUAUCUUCAAUCUCGUUGAGAAUGUUUUUUUCCAGUCCCUUUGAAAUCGAAAGUUUAUUUGAUGGAUGUCAACGCAGAGUUGGAUCAUCAGAAAGUGGGACAUAUUGAAUUCGAGUGGAAAAUUGACCAAUUGGAGAGCCGUUCGCCGUUCGGGCUCUGUUUGAUGAACGUUUGUAACUGAAACAAAAAACAUUGCCUAUUAUUAAUCUUUCAGGAAGCCCCGAAAAUAAGAAUCAUAGAAAAGGACGGACGCCUUUGGACUCUGGCCGCCGGUGCCGUAGCUUUAACCAUUCUGAAGUAGGGUUUUCUAAGAAUAAUCAGUAGAAGAUAAUGGAAACUCUGCAGUGACACGAUUUGUGACAUGGGGUAUGCCGCAGAGCUUGCCAAUUACGGCAAGUACCCGGAAGAUCUAACAGAUGAAGCGGCCUUCGAUUACUGCAUGCACACCUUGUCGCUCAUGACGAAAUCUGCGAUUCGCUCAGGUGGCAAGGCUCUCAUCCUCGCCGCAUCGAACACCACGAAAGUCGACAUCUACAAAUCUCUUUUACUCGUGAAUCUCCUUUACGGUUUUUUUCAUACACAUUUCGUUUCAGAACGUUUCCAGUGCUCUGGACCUGUUCAGUGACCAGCUGAAGGAGCACAAUGUCACAGUCUUUGUCCGUCACGGUGGACUUGAAUACCAACAAGGACUGGGAAAGCUGAAACACUCUGGUUGGUUUUCACUCCCAGCUCACUGCAAUAAUGAUAGUAAAUUGUUUUAGCUGCCAAACACGGGGUUCCAAUCUUCGUCUUCGGUUCCGAGACGCCUAUGACUACCGUUGUCGCAGCUGCUCUGAAAACGCGGCCUCUACCACCAAGUCCACCACCAACACUAGAAGAAGCUGAACAAGCUACUCCGUUCAAAUCUCAGGUGAGAUUUUCAGAAAAACUUCAUCUUUUUGUUGUUUUGCAAAAAAAAAGUCGGUAGGAGCAUGAUUGCCCAGAAAGGUCAUACGGCGCUCGAAAAAAAAGAACAUUGUAAUUUAUCGCAAAACGAAGGCAAAGUGUUUGUUUAGUGCUGAAUCUUUUUCUAAAAUAAUUAUUUCAGAUGAAUAGGUUUAUUCAAAGCUUCGUCGGUAACGAUGCCAAAGUCAUUGUCUGGGGCCAACAGCAAGAAGCUGUGCAGAAGUUGUUCCACGCUGACUAUCAAUGCCGCCGUGGACAGCCGUCCGUUUUAGCCACGACUUCUCCUUUCGCGGGAAACCACAAAGAAACGUAUCGUUUCGGAACGAAGGUAAUUUAUUCUAUAGAAAUAAUAUGAAUGGUGAAAUAAUUAUUCAUCAAAGAUACGUGGAAUCAAAAAAUUGUUCACUUUUCAGAACAUUACUAUCCCGGGCUAUUGCUCGAUGACAAACGCCUUUGAUUCGCAUCCCUCCGCCACCAUCCUGGUCAUCUAUCCCAUGCUGGACAUUAUAUAUGAAACAGUCCUCGAAGCUCAAAGUAAUACUCAGAUUGAGAUAAUCGCCAUCGUCUCCGGAAAUCUCCAAGAGCAGGUUACAAAGGAUAUUUCGAAGGUUUGUCUAGUCGAAUAUAUUCUGAAAACUGGUAGUUUGUAUUUUCAGAUCGCCCCUGGCAAGAAAGUGGUAUUCAUCGGUCCGGCCACUGGAGCAUUCGAGCGCGGCUGCAUAAAAAAUGAAGGCUUUUUGGUCAGCCCUCAAGUUAGGGAACUUCGUCGCCCUGGCAGGUAAAACACACCUAGAAAAAAAAGUCAAAAAAGCUCCUAUGCGCUGCGAAAAAUUUGAAAAAAUUCCAUUACUUUUUUUCGAAAAACUUGAAAUCAAAUAUAUAAAAAUCGAAAAUCUCAAUUUUUGCUGUUGAAAUUUUAGCGUUGCCUGCGUAUGUCGCGAUGAAGACUUCCUCUUGGAACUGGAGAACUUAGUGUCGAUGAACACCAAUGGAGUCUACGAAGGCGUUGCCCUUCAGAGUGACCGCUACCUCGGUAGCAACUUCGCUGAUCAUAUCUUGCGCUUCCAGAAAGAUGACCGGUUUCAAACCAUUUUUACAGAGAAAGUUUCUGACCUCAGCUUUUCAGAGUCAAAAUUAUCUUGUUGCUCGGCGAAGCUGGCGGAUUUGAGGAGGAAAAAGUCGCCGAGCUUCUCAAGAAGAAAAAGGUCACCAAACCAAUAGUGGCCUGGUGCAUUGGAACUGGCAUGGAUCACUUACCAUCGGAAGUGAGUUGAAAAAACUAUUGUUUUUUUUCAGUUAUAUUCAAACGGAAAUUUCAGGCUUUGAGUUCACCCAGCAGAGUCCACGCGAAGAAAGAAUCGGCAUCGUUUAAGAACGCGGCCCUCCGCCGAGCUGGCGCCAACGUUCCGCCUUCUUUUGAUGAUAUUGGGAGAGUUCUCAAAUGCGCCUUCGGAGUUUUGGUCUUCCAAGGAAUAAUAGCUUUCGAUCCACGAAAUCCUACACCUUCCGUGCCUCUGGACUCUACUCGCUACAGGUAUCUCAGAACUUCGUAGAAGCUGUUUGACUGAUUAACCAAUGAGGGCAAUAUCUGAGUUUCUAUUUACUUGUUGAUGAGAUAUAAUGGAUUUUGAUCUUUUUAAAACUCAAAAAAAAAUUUUUUUCACUAUAAGAUGGCUUCGAGACUUUUUUCAAGAUAAAUCGAUUCCAGGGUGAUAAAUCGAUUCUACGACUCAUCUAAUAAAAUAGAAGCUCCAAAAACUUGAUAACUACUGUUUUUCACAAUAAAAAACCAAGAUUGAAAUUUAAGACUUUUAUGAAUGCAGAAAAAGCUGACGGGAAAAAAAUAUUAAUCAAAUUGAUAUGGGCGCAAGAAUGAGAUCAUUGUUUCACAGGGGUUCAGCAGCUCCUUGA